CAGACAAACCAGGAACCAAACAAAUUUGAGCGAGGAUGUAAAAUUUGGAUUCCUUUUAAUUUUUAAUAAUAGUAUUUUACAAUAUUCUUCUUGUCUUAUAAAUCAAAUGUAACUAAAUGUUGGAAAUAUAUUCUAGAAAAACGUUUCCGAACUUAUCCAGUAGGCACAAACAACUUGCUUGGAGUUCUAUAUUGCAGUAUGAACAAUUUUAGAGAACAUGAUAUUUGUAUAAACUAUCCACAAAUUUGUCGAGCUUGCUUUGAAUCAAGAGAUCUUAUUUUAUUUGAGAAACAUCACUAUAUAUGGAGAUCUUUUGAGAAUCUAACAAAUUUUCAGUUCUUACACUUAGACAAUAAUCCUAGUUACAUAUGUCUCGGGUGCAUUCAAAAGUUAAAGGAUAUACACACUUACGUCGAUUUAUGUAGAGCCAACGAGAUAGCACUAAAAGAAUAUAUCUUCAAAAAGUUACCAGUUAAAAUGUCACUGUCUCCCCCAAACACACAAGAGGUCAAAUGUGAAGGAAGAAGUACAAAUACAAAUCAACUUCAUGAGCUGAUAUCACUGCAAAAAGAUCAUUCGCCUAGUCAUUCCAACGUUGUCAAAAAUGAAUGUGUCACAGAAGAUUUAAAUUCAUAUAUAGAUGAAGCGUCUAGUCCAGUUUCUGACGAAAUAGGACAUCCAUUUUUGAGUAUGAAAAGUAAUGAGUGUUAUGAACCAGCUUGGAUGCGCGAAACCCAAACCCAUUCCUUUGACGAAGAAGAGCCACUGAUGGAUCUAUUAAAACUUGGGAAUAUGUCAUCAAAGGACAAAGAAGCAUCCAGACCUUGGCAUUGUGAGUUCUGCUCCAAAUCCUUUCAUUUAAAACAUCACCUCAUUGGCCACUUAAAAACCCAUUCGGGAGAAAAGCCAUAUCAGUGCAUAGUAUGUUUAAGGCCUUUCGCAGACAGAAGUUCAAUGAACAGGCACACUAAAACACACACAGGCAUCAAGCCGUUUUUAUGUAGGAUAUGUGGCCAUUCGUUUUCCGAAAAGUAUUAUUUAGUAAUUCAUAAUAGGAGUCACUCGGGAGAGAAACCGUAUAGUUGUGAGGUUUGUUCCAAAAACUUCACUAGGAAGGAUACGUUAAACAUGCACUUAAAAACUCACACUAAAGAGAGACCUUACUCGUGUGACAUAUGUAAAAAAACUUAUUCGUUUAAACACCAUCUUGUGAUACAUCGUAGAAAUCACAGUGGCGAAAGACCUUUUCAGUGUGUGACUUGUACUAAAGCUUUUACAGAUAGAAGUUCUUUUAAUAGGCAUAUUAAACUAUAUUGCAGGGUGAAUACUAAUGGUAUUAACUGUAAGUCGGAACAAUUAAAUGAACGAGGAAUUGUAGAUAAAAUUGAACCAACUGAUUAUGUUCAUGUUAAUAUUGAAUCAACUACAUCCUAAUCCAUUAUAUCUCUACCAGAUACAGUCUUUACUUAACUCUUGCUAAACCUUUCAAUAGAUCACCAAUAUUUUUAGACUAUUUAGCAACGAUUUUUUAAUCUUUAGUUGACUCCAUCUAUCUACUGUCCCUCGAAAUAAUUUAAACAAAUACCACAUUUACUCCAAACAAAUUAAUAUAUUUUUUACCACCAAAAAUGAGAUGUUUUAACCAAAUAAUGCUUCAAAUAUAAUGUGUAAAAUAAUUUUGAAUUUGGUUCUGCUAAUAAACUUGCUUUUUUUGCCCUUAAAAGUAAAAAAAAAUUAAUUUUUCUUGAUUUAUAUUUAUUGUCUAAUACUUUUAACUGUACUAUGAAAUAUGCAAGUGUUUACAUUAAGGGCGUAUGCGCAAAAUUUCGCGCCAAUGUGUUAUGCAUUCAUUUUUAAUCGUAUCCUGAGAAACCAAAUUAUAAUUAAUAAUGCAUUAUUACCGAGGGCUGAAAGUCCCUGGAAACUUCUAUAUUGUUUAUUUUAAUAAGUUACAGGGGUGAAAAAAAGAGAAAAUUUAGUGUGAUAUUAGUUUUCUCAGGAUUCGAAAAAAAUAAAUGCGUUUAAAACACAUUGGCGCGAAAUUUUGCUCCUACGUCCGUUCCAAAUUACUAAUUUACAACUUGUUAUAAUAGCGGCUAGUUCUUAUCUGGUAAUUCUUAUUUUUAAAGCGGCUUCUUGAAUUUCUUAAACAUUUAUACCAAACAUUUAUACCGCCACUUGUUUGGAUGGGCAUAGAAAUAUGGAGGCGACUUUACUUUCUUUUAUAGCAAACAUUUGUUUAGUCUUUGUCGUUUUCGAGCAUUCCUUGAUUUACAUCUUUAAUUUUUUUUCCUUCGAUUUCAUGUUUAGGUAACGUUCCACAGAAUUUUAUUUAGUUUUAGUCUUCUAGAAAGUUAAUUUUUUUAGUUUUCCUAAUGUUCUCUUCUUACUUAUUGUUUAAAUCUAGUCAGUUGGCAAUUACUUCUUUAUAAAUUAGAUUUGCACUUGCGUGUUUCUUGUUUAUAAAAACACUUUUACUUUUUUUAUAAGCUUUAAUUUUAUUAAUAUUUAUUUUAGUUUUAUAAUAUUCUUAAUUAGUCACUCUUGUAAAAAAUAAGAUUGAUAUAUUAUCAAAUAUAAUUUUUUAACUAAGUA
Molecule: messenger RNA, 2595 nt
Organism: Diabrotica virgifera virgifera (western corn rootworm)
Lineage: Eukaryota; Metazoa; Arthropoda; Insecta; Coleoptera; Chrysomelidae
Product: gastrula zinc finger protein XlCGF57.1
Exons: 3
Coding region: 199-1434 (411 amino acids)
Biological process (GO): regulation of transcription by RNA polymerase II
Cellular component (GO): nucleus
Molecular function (GO): DNA-binding transcription factor activity, RNA polymerase II-specific; zinc ion binding; RNA polymerase II cis-regulatory region sequence-specific DNA binding
Source: RefSeq, a predicted model, not a curated record